This is a messenger RNA of Dalotia coriaria, 5756 nucleotides long. RefSeq names its product Secretory 16 (gene Sec16). Lineage: Eukaryota; Metazoa; Arthropoda; Insecta; Coleoptera; Staphylinidae. Gene Ontology annotation, biological process: autophagy; Golgi organization; COPII vesicle coat assembly. The transcript has 16 exons. Bases 23 to 5392 code for a protein of 1789 amino acids. The record is from RefSeq and is a predicted model, not a curated record. Gene Ontology annotation, cellular component: endoplasmic reticulum exit site; ER to Golgi transport vesicle membrane.
AGUAAAAAAUAAUUGUUAAAUUAUGUCGUGGAUGAAAAGAAGAACCCCAACGGCAACACCAAGCCCAGGUCUUCAAACUACACCGCCACCGGUGCAAAUGUACAAUCCUAAUCAACAUUCCAACUCGGAUUGGCAGCAAUCACCAGCAAACAACUGGUAUAAUCAACCUUCUGUGCAAUCUGUGCCAACAAUGCCUACAGUGAAUGAGCAAAACUCUCAAGUCCUACAACCAAACACCUACUGGCAACAGCAGCAACAUCAACAAUAUCCUACUCAACAACCCCCACCACAACAGCAACAAUAUCAGUAUGGAAACACCCAACAAUCACAGAAUAACUACUACCAGCAACAGGUUCCACCACAACAACCAAAUCAACUUCCACCACAACAAACUCAGCAGAGUUAUGAGUACAACAACAUGCAAUACCAACAACAACAACAACAACAACAUGGAUAUCAGAAUUAUGUACAACCAGCAGUAUCAUCACAUGCUCAGUAUGAUCAAUCAGCUCAGCAGCAGCAGCAGCAACAACAACAACAACAACCACCACCACAACAAAUACAACAAAACGAUGGCUGGAAUAAAUCUUGGGGCUGGGGGGAUGAAGAUAAUUCGAAUGUUAAUAAUGUUCACAAUGCGAACACUGUUGGGAAUCCGAUUGGUAAUGUUGCGAAUGUUACAAACGCCGUCGCAGAUGGAUUUAAUGACGAAUCCUGGAAUUGGAACGUCGACGAGAAUUCAAUUGCUAAUUCAGCAUCCGCUCUCAGGUCGGAAACUAAUAAGGAAAGACACGAUUCUGGCAAUUCCGAGCAACAAAUUAGAGAACUCUUUCCGAAAAUGAGUAGUAGCAGUAGUAAAGUUGUACCUAAGUCAGAAAACCUUGAAACUGUCCCAUUGUUACCAUCCCUGCCUAUUAACAAAAGGAUUAAAUCGGAAGUGUUUUCACCGCAGUGGUCGAUCGAGUCCCAAGUCAGUCAGGAAUCAUCUGAUGAUAUUCUACAGACCUCCGAAAGCGAUAAAUUAUUCUCGAGAAGUUCGACAAUCAGUCAUUCGCCAGUUUCUGGUCAUCACACACCUCAGGAACCAGUGGUUGAGGAAAGUUGUGAGAAUAAAGAGAUUGUGAGUAAUGUCAAGGAAGACGAUAGCAAACCUUUACAUUUACCUCCAAGCUUACCACCAGUAGGCGCCGCGAGUGGUUCAGGAGGUGAAAAUCCUUAUAAGCGAAGUGGAGCAAAACCACAAGGUGAUAUGAGGAAUUUUUAUAUGAAUCAAUCUGUCAACUUGGAAACGGUACCGGAUAAUUCCGAAGCUCCUGAUUUACAUCUACAACAACAACAACAACAACAACCUGAAGUAAAAUCAUCGCCAUCAAUUGGUGUUGAAAAUAACGAAGUAGCUCCGCUGAAUGAACGCAAUCAAUACUUGGAAACUGGUCAACUGUCAGAUGAAAACGAUGCGUUACCUCCACCAGGAUUAAGUCGCAUGGUGUUGGGCCAGUUGGGACAAGGUGAAGUCAAUGAACCACCUGUGGGUUUAAGUAGAAUGGUGCUGGGACAAACCGAAGGUGCUCAAUCAACUGCCAGUCCACCGGUUGGUCUCCACCGAAUGGUCCCUGGUGAAUCCUCAUCGCCUGAAGUGCGAUACGAUGAAGAGGAAGCGUCCGAUCCGGAAUUACUACAAAUGGGUCGAAAUCCUCUUCAGUCGAGAUCCGCCACGAUUGGUGCUGAUACUCCACCUGCGCCGCCAACAAACGGAGCGGAACAAGUCGAGCGCGAAAUGAAUUUAGACGGGGCUAAUACUCAGGACAGCACUGGAACGAACGUUGAUACUCUGACGAGUUCAAUUCGUGAUUUGACUGUCGGGGAGAACACUAGUGAUGGUAGACAGGCGAGUGAGAGCGAUGUGGAUCGUGCGACAUCUCCAGUAGAUCGAAGAAGAAAAGAGGAAGGUAGCAGGAGGGAUACUCGGUAUUCACCUGCGCGUGACGGGCGCGAUUCACGAGAUGUCCGGGAGAAAUCACGAACAGAUCGCAGGAAGAAUCGCGAUCGCGGCUUCGACGACGACACGGAUUACUUUAGCGACAAAGAAAGGGAUCGAAAACGUGAUAGGGAAGAUCCGGAUAAAAAGUACAGCAGUUUAAGAAGAGGCGAAAGAGAUUCAGAUCGUCGUAGACGCAAUCCACGCGAUGAUCGAGAGCGUGGCAAUGACAGAAGAUCCGAAUACUCCAGACGUGACAGGGAUUACUACUACAAUCGUUAUAAUGAUGAGUAUGAUGAUUCGCAUCGCUCGUCUCGGCCAUCAAGCCGUUCUGAUUCCAUGCACGAUUCUUACUAUCGAAAUUCACGAACGAAUGAUCGACGACGUGAACACGGCGAUAGGGAUCCACAUCGUCACAGAGAUAGGGAUCAUAGAGGAGACAGGGAUCCUUAUAAUAUGUAUAAAAUGCAUGGUUAUCCGUAUGAUGCAUACAAUCCGUACUAUCAACAAUAUCAAUACUAUUUGGAGAAUUUACGGCGUACGGAUCCAGCAGCAUACGCCGAGUACUAUCGCAAGUACUAUAGUCAAGUAGGCGCUGCCAGUUCGACGUACACACAGGAAGAAAAGACGUCGGUUCAUUCUGGUCGCAGUAGUACCAAUGAUGAUCUUGCCAAAGAGCGGUAUUUGCGGCAAAACUAUUAUGGACACGCUAGCUAUACGCAAAUGGGCGGAUAUUAUCGUGAGCCGCAGAGCGUUUCAUCUGCACAGUACGGACUCGACGAAUCCAGACCCUACGACUAUACCGAUAGCUCGCUUCUGCUGGAGGACAGCACAGUUUCACAGCGUCUUACACCAGCGAAAUUCUCCACCGCGCAUAUUAAGUCAUCAAUCACAUCCGGACGACUUGUGAAGAUUCUGCCGCACUAUCCCAUGGACGGACAGUCGGCUGUGGUCGAACUUGAAAGGCUGCAGGACCUUUUACAAAAUGACGAUGAACUAAUUGAGCUGGAACAAUUUCCUGGGCCACUUGCACGUGGUGUCACUCACAAAAAGACAAUAAUUGAAUAUUGCAACAAUAAAAUUCGCGGCAUUCAGGACGGAGUUAAUGGUGCGCUGAAGGAAGUAGAUGAUCCCGAUUCGUAUAUCCUAAUGUGGGAGUUGUUGAUUUUAUUGAUUCGUCAGAAUGGGAUGGUGGUUGGUGCUGACAUUGCUGAACUUUUGAUGAAAGACCGUAAUACAGAGUCAAUUCUGCCUCGUCCGGCAUCUGUUGCUUCCAACAGCAGUGGUGUCGUUGAAGUGUCAGAAGGAAGCACUGAACCUGCAUCUUCCCAACUGAAAGAAGAGUAUGUUACGCGAAAAUUCCGCGAGUAUCUUUUGUACGGGUCGGUGCAGCAGGCACUUGAAUGGGCGAUGAAACAUAGUCUUUGGGGCCAUGCGCUUUUCCUCGCCAGCAAACUGGACAAGCGGACGUAUGCAAAAGUGAUGACACGUUUUGCCAAUGGUCUGCCGAUGAACGAUCCCUUACAGACGCUGUAUCAAUUGCUCUCUGGCCAUUUACCAGCUGCAGUAACAUCCGUUAGUGAUGAAAAAUGGGGUGAUUGGCGUCCGCAUCUAGCAAUGAUCCUAUCCAACACAAUGCAACGUCCUGAAUUGGAUCGUAAGGCGAUUACAACCCUCGGGGAUACCUUAAUGGGUCGCGGCAGUUUGUACGCUGCUCAGUUUUGUUAUCUUAUGGCCGAGGUUGGCUUCACGCGUUACGGACAGGACGGAAAGUUGGUACUGCUGGGUGGCAAUCAGAGCAAACCCUUUAUGCAAUUUGCUCAUAACGAGGCAAUCCAUAUGACUGAAAUCUAUGAGUAUGCAUGCAGUUUAAAUGAUGCCGCAUUUAAAAUACCAGAGUUUCAGGCCUAUAAAUACUUGUUGGCAACACGUUUAGCGGACCGUGGCUUUUUGGAAACAUCUCUAGCGUACAUUGAACAAGUUUCCAUCGCGCUAGUUGCAAAUCCAACUGUUGCGCAGCCAUCGCUGAUUAACAAAGUGUGCGACUUAGCCGACAAGCUCAAGUAUUACGAUCCUACAGAUUAUCAGGAUGUGGAUGAUCCGCAACUACAAGCAGGCGAUGAACGGCCGGAUCAAUCUUGGUUGCAGGAACUUAAAGGUGUUCAACAACAAUAUGCUAUGGGUUUAAUAAGUCACGAAAGCGUUAAUAAUUUAACCGUAAUGACACCCGAUACCACCGCGUUACCAACACAGCAGAGUUAUGAUCAAUCUCCACAAGAUCCGUGGUCAAAUCAGCCACAAACUCAAUAUGUGGAUAAUCAGACGAACAAUUGGCAACAGCAGUCGACAGAGAAUGAUUAUAACCAACAACAUGGUAUACAACAACAACAACUACAACAGGAAACUAAUGUCGAUAGCUAUAAUGCAUAUCCGGAACAAACUUGGAACACUCAACCACAACAACAACAACAGUGGAGUCCUGAUACUCAACAGUCCCCUUUGGAGGUACAACAAAGUCAAAGUGAUCAAACUUCGCCGCAAGCAAACGACUACUGGAAUAAUGCUCAAAUUGAGCCGGCCGAGGCGAAAAAAGAACCAGAUCAGCCGCGGCCGCAGAUUUCGAUGCCUAAUCAAGGCCGUCAGCAAAGGACAUCGAUGAGCGAAAAUGUUGGUCCGGAGAUGAAGAAACCGCCGAAAGAAGUCGAAAAGAAACCGACCAAUGCGUCUUCGACCGGGUGGUUUGGUGGCAUUUGGAGUAAAUUAGCGUUACGACCGAAAAAUCAAAUGAAGUUGCCGGAUGAUAAAAAUCCAACUAUUGUAUGGGACCAAGAAAAGAAACGUUGGAUGAAUUUAGAUGAAGAUAAUGCAGAUGGUGCGGCCGAGUUGAAGCCGCCACCCAAGAUGGCGGACAUGAGGCAGGCUCAACAACCGCCUGGUAUGCCACAAAUGCAGCAAAUGUCACAAAUGCCGCAACAACAGCAGCAGCAUCAACAGCCGCAAUCUCUGCCAAAUUUAAACCAGUUUGGCGGGAUGGCGACUCCUAGUCAGCCACAGAGUUUGGACUCACAUCCACAGAGCGAUGCUAAACCCCCAUUGCCAUCGCAGAAUAUGUUUAAGAUGCAACGGGGACGAAAUUUGAAGAAAUCUUAUGUAGAUGUAUUCAAUCCAAGUGGUAAGCCACCUUCAGCGGGUUCAAGUUCAGAUUUCAACGCUCCGGCAAUGCCGGCCGCUAACGCUGCACCGAUGAACUUCUUUGUUCCUGCUCCGAUGGAUCCUAACGCACCUGUGGACUUCUUGACACCGUCGGGCAUGACUCAACAAGAACCACACAUGCAGAUGUCUAGAUGGAGUUCGACUAGUUCACUCUCCAGAGAAGUACAGUCGUACAUGCGACCCAAGCAGGUCGUGCGGUGAUCUCUCGCUUUAUUUUUUCCACUCUUUUGGCUUUUUUCGCAUCAAUCGUGAUAAUAUAUUAUUUAGAUGGAAUUAAUCAUCAUGCAUCAUCACUACGAGAUAAGAGAUGAACGGGUGAACAUUGCGGUUAUAAUGAGCAUUUUAGCUUAUUUUAUAGGUAGAUAGGUAGUAAUUAAAUUUGGAAUUUUAAAUAUGCGAUAUAUGUCGCCGGUAUCUGUUAAGAUUUGUAAGUAAAUGUGGGAGGCGGAGUGAAGACAAAUAUUAUUGCGUAUUUUUCAUUGAAUUGCCAGCAGAUUAUGAUAUUAUAUCAUCUUGUAUAUACGAAUGUAAUGGUUAUAAGUCAUAAAAUACAACUAAUAAAUUA